AUGGACGUAGUAAAAAUUAUUUUAUUAACAAUUGCAUCAUUGGCAAUAGUUACUAAUAUUAUUUCUGUGUAUUUUCUUCAUAAAAAGCGCAGAAAAAACAACUAUGUUAUCUUGUGUAUUAAUUUAUCUUUAAGUGAUUUAUUACAAAGCAUUGCGGGAUAUAUACCAGCUUUAUUCCUUAAUUCAAAUUUACAAAUGGCUACAACUUUGUGUAAAAUGUCAGCUUUUUUUAUUGCUUUUCCGUCAUUCACAACCAUUGCAAUGCUCACUGCAAUUGCUCUUUCAAGAUUUUUGCUACUGAGUUCGCGUUAUAAUAGAAAUCAAGUUAAUUAUAAAAAAUUGUUUCUAAAAGCUGCAAUAUUAUCGUGGAUUUAUGGAUUGAUUUGGGCAACUCUACCUCUUUUAGGAUUUUCUUCGUACGCCUUAGAAGAUACACAUACUCGAUGUUCAAUUAACUUUUCUCCUAAAAAUAAAAUGGAAAAAGUUUUUUUAAUACUAUUGAUAGCUUUUGGAUUUUUUAUUCCUGUUAUAACAAUUCUAACUUCGUGUUUGUUUACCGCUGACCUAAUGAGCGCUAAAUAUAAAUACUUUUGCGUGACGUAUGGAAAAGAAAAUGUAGAAACAAAAAGAUACAAAGAAAAGGAAAGAAAAGCAUUUUCAUCGUUUGUACUUAUGGUAGUUUCAUUUAUAGUUUGUUGGACACCAUAUGCAACAAUUGGUUGUUUAUCAACUUUUACAUCAGCCAAAACUCCAAAAUGGCUUAUUGAAAUAGCUGCCCUUUUUGCAAAAUUAGCUGCUUUAGUAAAUCCUUUUGUUUACUUCUGGAAAGAUACUUUAUUAAAAAAAAAGUUUUGCUUUUAUAAAAAAAAAAAUUAA
Molecule: messenger RNA, 876 nt
Organism: Hydra vulgaris (swiftwater hydra)
Lineage: Eukaryota; Metazoa; Cnidaria; Hydrozoa; Anthoathecata; Hydridae
Product: melanopsin-B
Biological process (GO): phototransduction; cellular response to light stimulus; G protein-coupled receptor signaling pathway
Cellular component (GO): plasma membrane; photoreceptor outer segment
Molecular function (GO): G protein-coupled photoreceptor activity
Source: RefSeq, a predicted model, not a curated record